Cylindrotheca closterium is the source of this 1131-nucleotide messenger RNA. The record is from the annotation of a GenBank genome assembly. Lineage: Eukaryota; Bacillariophyta; Bacillariophyceae; Bacillariales; Bacillariaceae.
AUGCCAAAGAUAUCCUCUGUUGUCACCGCAGCCUUUUUGGCGUACGCCGCUUCGACUGCAGAAGGAUUCGCCCCUUUGCUUUCAAAUGCUAAUGCUAAUGCCAAUGAUCAUCAUCAUCAUCAUCACAGCACAGUGUCGUCUCGAACGAAUUCCGCACUUCACGUGAGCGUGGUAUCUUCCUUUCUCACCAAAGAAGAAGCGGACAGCAAAGUCGCCAAUGUCUUUGAGCGAGAGACUCCUUCGAGCGUGGGUGUGGAACAAGUGACCAAACAGCAACAACAACAACAACAACAACCAAGAGAUACUACCAAGAACAACCGCCGCCGUCGCAACAAGAACAACCGGAGACGAAAACACAACUUUAGCGCCAAUCCAGAAUUCCGUCACGCACAACCCGACACUGACUUUUACACGCUUCACUCGUCUGCCGUGUCACACUUGCACAAGGACAUGCCCAUGAAUGAUAUCACCCGCGCCAUCAAACGUGCUCAAAACUUGCACGAUGCUCACGAUUUGGCCACCAUUGCGGCCUUUUUGAUUGACGAAUGCGACGAUUGGGGGUACGGCUUUCGGGGUUCCCUCUUGAGCCGCACGGCCGUGGCGGCCCUGCACAUGUCCCAGGUCGACAUUGCCCGCCGAGCGAUUGACACCCGUCGGAACCACGAACGCGAGUCCAUGCAACCCUACGAAUCGGCCGCCAUGGUCCGCGGCCUCAUGCGGGCGGGACAAAUUGAUCUUGCCUGGGAGGUACUGGAAGAUGAACUUGGAUUGCCAAGCACUCUCACCAACGACAACAAUAGCAUGGAACUCUUGAAACAUCGGGCCCAUGUCUUGGCCAGCAUUGUUUCCAGACACUUUUACAAUGGUGAACCUCAACUUGCCACACGGGCACUGGAAUGUUUGAGUGCCAUGGGAGUAUUGUUGGAAGAAUUGAAAAUGACUCAUGUGGAACUACAACUUCCAUGGUCUCGUUUGGUCAAUGCGGCAACCGAUUGUCAAUUCAAUCCAGAAGAAUGCAGUGUGGAUCUACCAUCGGAUCUGUCUGAAUUGGUCUUUGAAGCCAUUACUGCCUUUCCAUGUCCCGGUGGAGAAGAAGAAUGUGGACUCGAUGAUUACUUGUUUGAUGACUAA